Molecule: messenger RNA, 1537 nt
Organism: Rhipicephalus sanguineus (brown dog tick)
Lineage: Eukaryota; Metazoa; Arthropoda; Arachnida; Ixodida; Ixodidae
Product: mucin-2-like
Exons: 3
Source: RefSeq, a predicted model, not a curated record
AUGACAUUCAACCAAUCGCUCCGUGAAGCCGCCACCAGUGUACGGUCCAGUGCCGCCCCCGCGGUGCAGCUGCCAAAUCUGUCCGUGCCACCGCCCAUGUUCCCGGUGCCUCCUCCGAAACGGACCUUGUUGCCACCACCACAGUACCUGGCCACGGUGCCACCACCGACUCUGGCACCGUUGAACGUGCCGCCACCAACAGCUACCUUGCAUGUGAGGCCUCAUUUACUAACCCAUGGCAGACCAUUUGUGGCAAAUGCUGACUACGUCAAGCCCAACAACAACAGGGUUACAUGUAACACAGUGGUGCCCCUGCAAGUGUUGCGGCUGCCGCCUCCGCCCCCGCCUGAUGAGCCGGAGCCACCAGCGCCACCGGUGACGAGAGCGAGAAUGGCAGCUGCUCAGAGGCCACCCCCUACCCUUACUCCCAUACAGAGGGCUGCACCCACUGCACAGAGGGCUGCACCUACGACUGCUGAACUUCCUCAAGAGCCAACACAAGCUACUGAACCUUCUGUUGACACAGCUGGUGGGAAAGACAUAAGUGUCAUGACUACUGGAGCAGCUCCAGAGAUAAACAAAGCAUCCUCUGGUGACACUAAACCUACAGCUACUGUGGCUAAUGCAGCAACGAUUGAGCCUCCUAGUGAAAGUGUGAAAUCGGAAAUACAAGGUGCGGACAUGAAGGUUGCAACUGCCGCUGAUGUUACCUUGGAGUGCGCUGCUCAGCCUGUUACAGAGUCAGUCGCUGAAACUGUGGCGGUGAAGCCAUUAGAGCCAACAACACAAGCUGAAGCCUGUGCCUCACAGUCUCAUGAACCUCAGAACGUGGCAGUGCCUGAAGAUAUUGCUCCGAUAUCUCCUGACAGUUCGCCUGCCAUAAGCAGUGCUGCCACUGCUUUGGAGAGUGCUGCUGAGCCAGUUACAGAUCCAAGCAAUGAAGCUGUAGCAGCGAAGGCAUCGGAACCAACCACACAAGGUGAAGCCUUGCAGUCGCAUGAACCUCACAAUGCGACACUGCCCGAAAGUAUUGCUCCGAUAGCUUCUGGCAGUUCUCCUUCCAUGAGCAGCACUGCCAUUGCAUUGGAGAGGGCUGCUCAGACUGUUUCAGAGUCUGUCACUAAAGCUGUAGCAGUGAAGGCAUCGAACCAACCAUACAAGCCUGAGGAUUUUUCGCCAAGUGAGAAUGUGACUGCAAACUUCAGUGUGAAUGACAAGGCUAACACUGUUGAAGAUGUGUCCAAAGCUGAAAAUGGGGCAGAGAAUGUUGUGCAAAGUUCAGGUAUUUUAGGAGGCGAGACAUCGAUUGCAGUAGACCAGAAUGUCGAGGGAGAUUCGUGUUCCAGUGGUGCCACAGAAAUCGAGGAAGACAUUUCUGGCAGAAUGGAAGUCAACUACGGAGACAGUGAGGAACCGUUUAUUGGAGAGGAUAAAACGUUUCACGAAGAGACCGGGAUGCUCGCUACUGAAAGGGGAGAGUUGGACAUGGUCACUGAAGGGCUCACUGCCGCAGAUAUGUUGGAAAAAGACAUCUCAA